AUGCACGACGCCGCGGCCUCUUCCCCCCAUGCUACUCCUGAGAGCACACUUGAUGCACGCAGCAGUGAUAACCACGCCUGCAGCACUGCCAACCGCGCUAGCAGCUCCAGUAACCGCCCAGCAAGCACAGUUGCGGGUGCUGAAGCAGCGGGUGCUGCCGCCUCUGGUGCUGUGUCACAUGCUGCGCAGAUACAGCAGCAGCGGCGGCGCAUGACUCGUCUGGAGAGCAUGCUGCUGCGCAGCUCCUCGUUUAACGGCAGCUGGUUCAACAGCCGCGGCUUCAAUACUGUCACACUCACAAGCUCCGUUAGUGAUGGAUCCGCCAGUGAAAGAUCCGUUAGUGGUAGAAGCACCGUGGUGAGCUUCAGUCUGUUCAUGGCCAGCCAAAAGAGUCUGCUCUCCUGCGGGGUGUGGCACACUGUGUGGUCGCUCGCCCUGCGCUUCGCCCUCACUCUUUUGUCACUGUCUCUUGCGCACACCCAUCCCAACCCUCCCCCUUCAGGUCUGUUCAUGGCGAGCCAAAAGAGCCUUCUCUCCUGCGGGGUGUGGCACACUGUGUGGUCGCUCGCCCUGCGCUUCGCCCUCACUCUUUUGUCACUGUCUCUUGCGCACACCCAUCCCAACCCUCCCCCUUCAGGUCUGUUCAUGGCGAGCCAAAAGAGCCUUCUCUCCUGCGGGGUGUGGCACACUGUGUGGUCGCUCGCCCUGCGCUUCGCCCUCACUCUUUUGUCACUGUCUCUUGCGCACACCCAUCCCAACCCUCCCCCUUCAGGUCUGUUCAUGGCGAGCCAAAAGAGCCUUCUCUCCUGCGGGGUGUGGCACACUGUGUGGUCGCUCGCCCUGCGCUUCGCCCUCACUCUUUUGUCACUGUCUCUUGUGCACACCCAUCCCAACCCUCCCCCUUCAGGUCUGUUCAUGGCGAGCCAAAAGAGCCUUCUCUCCUGCGGGGUGUGGCACACUGUGUGGUCGCUCGCCCUGCGCUUCGCCCUCACACCGCUCACCACCGCUCUCUUUGCCUUCCUCUUUGGCAUCUGCGGGAAGCUCUUCCGCAUCAUUGCCAUGCAGUCCGCGCUGCCCCCUGGGGUAGUGACCUUCGUGCUGGCCAACGAGUACAAGUCCCACACUGCCAUUCACUGCACCGGGGUUUGCUUUGGGACCUUAAUAUCUUUUCCCAUACUCAUGGGAUAUUAUCUACUCCUGGGAGAGUGA
Molecule: messenger RNA, 1209 nt
Organism: Closterium sp. Yama58-4
Lineage: Eukaryota; Viridiplantae; Streptophyta; Zygnematophyceae; Desmidiales; Closteriaceae
Source: the annotation of a GenBank genome assembly